UACAGACGGAAAGACCGAGCGAGCACUGGUCAGCCCCCUCGAGGGCUCGCGUCCGACAGUGAGACUUCAGUUCGGUGGCGGUUUAGCGGAUUUCUGUCGUAACUUAGACGUGGAUCGUCGAAUAUCGAAAGUUCCGUUUAGAAUUCGCCGAUGUUGUGCGUCUAUGUUGUUUUGAAAGUGAUGUUUACGUUGUGUUCAAUAUUUCAUAGAAAUUUGUGCUGAACUUCACUGCGUGGCAUGGCAAGCUAUUUCACUGAACGCUUCGUGCUUAGAAGAGUUUAAGAUUACGUCUGAAGUCUUUUAACGCAUUGCGUACUGUAAAACAGUAAUAACUGUUCGAACUUUCCUCGAUUUUAUAAACACGUUUAAAUUUAAUGAAAAUAAAAGUUGAAGAAAUGUUUUGUGUGCAGAAGAAUUCGCUGAAUUUAUAAAUUUGAAGCUGAAUUCUGAAACAGUUCAUACUUGAUACCACGUGCUGAAGAAUGCAGGGAGUGACAUAGAAUUAUCGUCAAUUCCGGAGUGUGUUUCGUGCCUUGUAAUUUUAGCGUCGAUGUGUUCCGAAGGUUUAUUUGAAGAAACAUUCCAUAGCUUAAGAAACAUUUAAAUUACGCGCACAGUGUCUCAUGUUGAAGGUCUUUUCAUUCUGUGUCUAGUUACAGCAUCUAAAACUUUUAAACGUUGCGUGAUUUACAGACAGAAACAAUUUUAGACUUAUUACAUUUGUGGAAGACGCUGUUUAAAGUUUUAAUUUAAAAAAUUUGAACUAGAUGUGAAGGGAAUACUGAGAGGGGAGGAGGGUUCUGAAACCGCGAGUUUUGGUUGCCAAGAAAAGACCGCUCGUAUUCAAGCACCUGCCAGGAAUUUAGAACGAUGACAAUUUUCAGUAUCAAAAUAAGCUAGAGAAACUUUUUACGUUUAAAUUUUUAUAGUACAAAUCAACGGUAUUAUAACACAUAUUUAUGUCUGAGGAAAGUUUUGUAAAUUCAUCGUAUGAUUUAUUUUUAAAUAUAACUUCAAUAAAAUGAAGAUAGGAGCUCCAGCGUAGAAUAACAUUGUGCUUAAAACAGACGACGGCUUGAAGAACUCAGGGAGUGCUGCCAAAUAACGAGGAGGCAUCCAUCGUUAACCGGAGUUGUGAAAUUCUGAUAAGUAGUGCAGGUUUAUGUAACCGCACGGAAGAAUACAUAUAUAAAACAAACAUGCACAAAUUCAACAUUUGGUUUUUAGAGUAAAUGUUUCGUGUGCUUGAAUCAGUCGUUACUAUUUUAAAUACUACAAGCUUCAGUCUCUUAAAAAAUUUGGUGACGUGUUGUUAGACGCCAGAAUGUCAAAAUACUUGUUGGGAUACGCUAGGCGACUAGUUAAUCCAGUGACCACCUCGAGGGGUGUAGCUAAACGCCAUAAUAUAACCAAAAUUUUAUUUAAAUCGCUCAGAAUUAUUAGCGAAGAUUAAACAAACUUUUGAGCUAAUUUCGUGAUAUCAUUUUGACACGUUCCUUUUCUUUGAGUGUAAAGAACCUAAUUUUUGUAAGAUAAAUAUUUAGUGUGAUAAGUGAAAAUAUCCUGUAGAUUAAAAAGUUUGGGCAUUUGUGUCCGAUACAGUCUGUUAAGGAUGGGUAUGGAAUUAUAAAAGAUAACUGCGGAAAACAGUGGAAACCAAGAUCUAAUCGUAAAUGUUAACGGGAACUCAAAACCAAGAUCUAAUCGUAAAAUAUAGUUGUUUAGUUGACAGAGCCGACAGACUAGACAGGCAAUUUUAAAUAUUUUUGAGAAGUACAUGUUUCUUAUUUGGUGAAUUUUUAAAUUACCGAGGUCUAUUGUGAUUGCCUGUUGAAGAAAAGCGGGCAAUGAAAAUAAUCAGUGAAACCGCUCCAUCGUAAACCCUGUGCAGGUCGUCAUAGAAGCGAUAAAGCUCGCAGAUUUAGUGUCUGAGUAAGAAUCCACAGUCGACGAACUGAGAAUGACCUCGUUGAGGCCCUAAAACAAAGUGACAGUAGAUUUAUCUGCGGCCCCAUGUAGGCCAGUCUAGAGGUGCAACUGUGAAGAAAAUAUUUUAUCUGAAUUAAAAUAUGAUUAGGAAUUUCGUGAAAUUAUUAUAAGAUUUUUGUAAAAAGUUACGGCAAACGGAAUUCAGAAAUUGAAAGACAAACUAAUAUUCACCAGACAGUCUAUAACAUUGAUGACAAAUUUCGAUUUCGUACUUUGCAAGUUACCCUCCCUAUUUUCCUUUAACCUAGCCCUUUUAUCUAACCCUAAGCCCUUCCCACUACAUACCCCGUGAUCCCUAACCUCAUUAAAAAUGGGUGAUCGUCGGAACAAGAAAAUUAGGGCAUACAGAAGUCCAAAGUCACGUGAUAAGGAAGACGCUUUGGAGAUUUUAGGUGAUAUUGAAUCGGGAAGAGAUAUGGGAAGGUCGAAACAAGUGGCAAAUCUUCCCGGGCCUUCAAGAGACUCGAACUCAAGGGAUCAGAAAAGAAAGCGGCCGAACCGAGAACGCUGGUUACUGACUCGAAAAACAUGGCGCUAUAUGGCGGAUGCAGGCCGACGUCUCAUUCCUGAAGGUGCUCAGAACCGACCUGAAGAUGUUCCUAAGAUAGAGGCAUAUUUCCAAGAGGUAUGUCACCGUGAACCAAAAUUUCUGCUAUGGAGGAAAAGUUCCUAUCCUGGGGCAUUGGGAUUCAGGUCUCACCAUAGGAAGAACCGAAGAAAGGUCGGUGGUAGCUGCAGAGAGAAAGCUAGUUCUGCUGACGAGGCGGAUACAUCGCAGACAUCGGCAUCCAGUAGAAGAUUCGACCUGCAGAGAUUGAAAAAUGAUUUCCUGUACGGGCCAUCGUCAUCUGGCUCUGAUGCCCACAGACAGAGACAAUAUUUUGGUUGCGAAAAUCCUCUCCUGGAAGUUCCAGAAACAACUGUAACAAGUCCGGACAACGAAGAUGAGGAAACAGAAAGAGAAUUGAUGGAGACGUUAUCCAAGUACCUAAACAUACGCGAAAAAUCUGUCGAUACUCUUUCAACAGGCGAUGAAGCCAUCGAUAUCGACUAUCAGAGACUGGUAGACCAGCUGAGGAAGUAUCUGUCGACCAGCAACAUACUUGAAGACCGUUCUGACUCACCGAAUACAAAGGAAGACAGAAUUAAGGAGCGUAUACGGGCCACGGCACAGAGGCCGAUCUCCCCAUCAUCUAGAGUCUCCUUCGAGGCUGACACACAAGAGAGGAUGACACUGGACACAUUCCGACGCUACUACAGCAAAUCCACUUGUCGCCAGAAGAUCAUCACCGACCUACUAACAGAUAGGAAGCUUCUUGAGAAUCUCUAUUUCGGUCUACGGCAGACCAGAAGUUUCAAGGGAAGAACCGGAGGCAUUGUGCGUGGUGGCUCUGGGUUUUUGCCCCUGUGGACGUCAGCCGAUCAGACAGCAUUUGCACUGAGACGCAGGAGGGAUAUCGACGAAGUAUAUAAGGGCGAUGGACACGAUUAUGGAGACAGUGCGGGCACAGUGAGUUGGAAGUGUUUGGGAAAGUCUCUGUCGAAGGAUCCGAGAGAUAUAUCACCGUUUUCACCCCCACCUCUGAUAGAGAUUGAAGACAAGUAUGAAUCAGUAGCAGUCAAUAGGGGAACACAGACGAAACCGAUUCCUGCAAGUGUCUUAGUGGCUAUAGAGGACGAGCUGAAGAAGGCGCGUGCAAUUGCAGCUCAAGAGGGGAAGGAGGACACAAAUGAGGGCGGCUCGGGGCGACGGAGAAGCAGUGUUGACAACGACGAUGUGUCGCCAAGCGUGAGUGACACCAUCAAGCGUUAUCUGCGGAUGGCACGCAAGAAGAGCUUGGACGCCGAUAAAGUGGACCGCUUCAAACGCGUAAAUUACGACCGCAACCUCAGGAACAUUAAGCCGAAAGGCGAGAUCACAAUGCCGGGUGACGACGACGGGCUAAACAAGGGAUGCCAACCUGACGAGAGCUGGAUAACUGCUUUGAAAGAGUUGAAGGGUGAGGAUAUCUCCUCGGACCCUGAAAUGUCUCCUGGAGGAGACGACCUGUCAGGCAGUAGGUUCACAAGUUCUAGGAGUAGUUUGGAGGGGGCUGGAAUUUCUGAUGACGCCAUUAUUUUGAAACUUCCAGUGCACAUGGUUGGGAAACCUAGUCCUCAUCAUUCCCAUUCCAGUAUACUCUCCACCGGCCAAAAUUUCCUGUCAAAUCUCUUGCACGGCUUACAACACCACCAGCAACAACAUCAAGGCAGUGAAGAGAUUUCCGGUAUGACUCAGUCUUCUGCUUCUACAGCUAUUCCAGUCGGAGGAGCCAUGCAGAAAUCAAAAUCUUCGUCCAGCGUGGUGCAUCAUGGGAGUCGAGUUGCCAAGAAGAUCUGGAGGGCGCGGUCCAAGAGCCAGAGCCGUGCGACGUCUUCCGCCACCUCCUCGUGGACGCCGCAGGGUCACUGCACGUGGACCAAUGUGACGGGGCGUCAGGUGACGCUAACGGACACCAGUCUGUUGACGCUGUGCGAAUUGGAGCGUCGAAUGUUGCAGAAGGUUGCUGUCGCCAAGCUUCAGGCCCUUAACCUGGGCGUCUCCGUUCGAAUCCCUAGCGAGGCCGUCGUGUCGGUGUCCCACAAACCGAAGCGGAGGCCAUACCUGCUGAAGAGGAAGGCGCUCACUACAGGCUUCUUCGACACCUCCCGCGGGAAAGAUGACAAGGACAAAGAUGGCGGAGGGGGAAUGGUGUUUGGGAUCCCUAUCAGCCAAUGCCUGGAGAAUGAUCGGUUAUCCCGAAUCCAACAUGGCGGUUCCCCUGGCAGGGACGAGCCUUCGGAACUUCGACGGAAAUCUCACCACGGCAGCCGUAGCAGUUUCAGCUCUCUCAUCGAGACAACCACGGCGCGGGGUGACGAAUUUUCUUUGCAGAGGGGAUCGUGUGAGAGCCUGAUGUCUCCGGGAGAUCGGAUGGCGGGGAGCGUACCAGGCCUGCUAGACUCCCUGUCCUGUGGAUCGACGGCGGACAUCACCUCCGGAGAACGGGAGCCCAACAUCCCUCAGAUCGUGCAAUCUUGUUUCCGUCACCUCGAGAACUUCGGUCUCCGAACCCUGGGCAUUUUCAGAGUCAGCAGUUCCAAGAAACGGAUCAGACAGCUUCGUGAGGACUUUGAUUGUGGGAAGGAAAUUUGUCUUGGAGAGGACAAUUGUCCGCAUGAUGUGGCAACAUUGCUCAAAGAAUUCUUCAGGGACCUACCAGAUCCUCUACUCUGCAGGGACCUCUAUCAAGCGUUUGUUCAAACACAAAAGAUACGGAACAGACGCCUGCAAUUUGAAGCUCUUCAGCAUCUCAUUCAACUGCUUCCAGUUCCAAAUAGAGACACCCUCUGGGCUCUGCUAAACUUCCUUGUCACUGUCGCUCGAAAUGCUGGAGAUUACAAAGAUGAAACAGGAGAGUUGUCCGGGAACAAGAUGGAUUCCAACAAUUUAGCUACAGUAUUUGCGCCAAAUAUACUUCAUUGUAUAAAACCAGGAAACAACAAAGAAUUGAGCACGGAGCGAGCGGAGGAAAGGAUUGAUGUCAUCAAUGUCGUCAGGAUCAUGAUUGACCACAAUAAAGAACUCUUCCAGAUUCCAGCAGAACUACUGGACGAAGUUUACAUUCAUAUGAUGGACAGCCAUCCUGACGCACUAGAUUACUUACUGAGGAGAAGAGGAUAUCUUGGGGAUGAGUUGGUCGAUGAACUUGAGGGUACUGUCGCAGAAGGCGUGUGUGGUGAGACGCCAUCCGUUCCAAGAACUCUAACGCAGACUGGCAGCGAACAUCAGCUGGCAACCACAUUCAGUGAGACUGAAGACCAGCUAAGAACUGUACGUCGGGUGUGGUCACGCGAGGAGUUUCUGCAUGAGACAGCUGGGAUGGGUGGUCCUGAUGUGUCCAUGAGACCAAGACACAAGGACCGUGAUCGUGGAAGAGAGCGGUCUUCUAAAAAACGUUGGAAGGAAGAACCGAGUUCUAGGAAGAAAGUAGAACCAGACGGAGAGAUAGAUUUACCUAAAACCGGAUUCGGCAUCGCGUCAUCUACUUCAGCAUCCCAGAUUUCAUUGUCGAGUUAUCAGAAAAGCUCGUUUCUGCCUGAACAGCAUCUUGAAACCGCGGCUAAAAUGAGAUCAGCUUCUAUUAAUGAUGGCGACGCUGUGACAACGGGCGAUCUCUUGGAACGGGGGUUUUACGACGAGGUUAAUGACGACGGCUGCAGAAGACAGUCGUCCCCGCAGCUCUCGGACAGCGGGAGUGGAGGAGGCGUCAUAACAGCCAGCCUUAAGAUCCCGGUACCCAGCGGAACAAGUGGCACGUCAUUUGCGUUGAACUUAGAUGACGCGGAUAUUCCUUACAUCGAAGAUGGAGGCGGAGGAUUCAGUAUCACCUCGAAUGGCGGACGUCAGCAUAUGACAAUAGGACUUGUGCAUUGCGCAGGCGCGGGAGAAGGGACCUACAGCGCCACUCGUAGCAGACGUCAUCGAUCAGCCAGUGGUAGUGACUCGUCCCAAGCCUCAACCAGUGUUCAUCCACCCGGCAGUGCGUUAACAUCGUACCAUCAACAGCAAGGCUGUGACUCGGCACUAGGUUCAUCCGCCACGUUCAGCAGUCCACCCCACAACACAACACCAUCCAUAUGCAGUAGCGAUGCGGGGCAUUUCAGUUCCCCUCCCUCCUGGGCAUCCAGUCCACCUGCUUCGCCUGAUUCAAUAGGUACAACAGUGAACUUCAUACCCGAGGAACUAACCAUCGGAACUCAACAGCAUCACUCACAGACUGCAAGAUUCUCUAUCGCAACUUCAUCAAAAGGCAUUUCACCGCAGAUGCCAUCUUUAAAUCAGGUCAUUCCCCAGAAGACAUACAAAGAAGUGACGCCUGCGAUCCUGCAAACUGUGACGUUCACGUCUACAAGUGAAUUACAACAGGUACAGAGAAGUGACACGGGAAACGAGAGACAGUCCGAUAUUCAAGGUUCAAAGUUAGCUAUUCAUAAAGUGCAUAUUAAAAAGGGGGAAUUACCAAAGAGUGCCAGCACUUCUGCAGUUGUCAGUAGCUUUAAAAAGUCCGUGGAUUUCGAAUCGGGACCGGAACAAAGCGAUAGGAAGCUUACGACAAGCAUUUCCAGCAUCGGCGGUGCUGUUAUGAGGUCGAAGACGGCAGACAUUGAGAGGAUGCUUAGAAUAAAGGGAACUGAGGCUUAUAAAGUUAAGACAACAACACAACAAACACCUGUUCAGGACGAUAAGAAGAAAUAUUCUAAACGUCGUUACGUAGAUUCUAAGCACCAGACGAGGCACAUACCAGAUUCAGAGGCGUUGCUCGAAGACUCUUCCACAGGAGGGGCAGGUGUUAGCGAUGAAGACGCAGCUGUGAUUCGACAAAGGAAAAGCCUUCAGCAAGGGCCAGUGUGGAAGAGACGUGAACUCAUUGCUAGCGAUCCAAAGGGCCGUGAAAGUGCAUUGUAAUUUCAUUAUAUAUAAAUGUAAAAAGUUGAUAUCUUGUGAAAUCGAGGAACAAAAGUAACUGUGUCUAUUGAAUCUCUCGGUGUCUUUUGGGUGUGUAUAAAACGAUACGUAAAAAACACACUUCCUCUACAUACCUUGACCUUAAAGGCACUUAUGUUACCUGUAUGAAACAAUGAAAUGGUCUCUGUAUUAUGAAAUAAUGCAUCUAGUCUUACCUAGUCUCAUACAGAAUAAAAGAAACGGAGAUAAAUAUUAA
This is a messenger RNA of Zootermopsis nevadensis, 7733 nucleotides long. RefSeq names its product Rho GTPase activating protein at 102A. The record is from RefSeq and is a predicted model, not a curated record. Gene Ontology annotation, biological process: signal transduction. NCBI's taxonomy places the organism in Eukaryota, Metazoa, Arthropoda, Insecta, Blattodea, Termopsidae.